This is a messenger RNA of Hyaena hyaena (striped hyena), 1001 nucleotides long. It is a transcript of the gene HDDC2, whose product is annotated as HD domain containing 2. Gene Ontology annotation, molecular function: 5'-deoxynucleotidase activity. The record is from RefSeq and is a predicted model, not a curated record. Gene Ontology annotation, cellular component: cytoplasm. The transcript has 7 exons. NCBI's taxonomy places the organism in Eukaryota, Metazoa, Chordata, Mammalia, Carnivora, Hyaenidae. The coding region runs from base 63 to 659 and encodes 198 amino acids.
GCUUCAGGAGGCGGCCUCGCGGCCUGCUCCGGCCUGCUCCGACCUGCCGGACCGGUGGCCGCAUGGCUUCGGCCUCCGCUGCGGCGGUACCGGGCCGCGGGGCCCAGAACCUGCUGCAGUUCCUGCGGCUGGUGGGGCAGCUCAAGAGAGUCCCAAGGACUGGCUGGGUAUACAGAAAUGUUCAGAGUCCAGAGAGUGUAUCAGAUCACAUGUACAGAAUGGCAAUAAUGUCUCUGGUGACCAAAGAUGAGCAUCUUAACAAAGACCGAUGUAUCCGUCUAGCCCUGGUUCACGAUAUGGCAGAAUGCAUCGUUGGGGACAUAGCACCAGCAGAUAACAUCCCCAAAGAAGAAAAACAUAGGCGAGAAGAGGAAGCUAUGAAGCAGCUAACACAGCUCCUUUCAGAAGAUCUCAGAAAGGAACUUUAUGAACUUUGGGAAGAGUACGAGACCCAGUCUAGUGCAGAAGCCAGAUUUGUGAAGCAGCUGGACCAGUGUGAGAUGAUUCUUCAGGCAUCCGAGUAUGAAGAGCUUGAGAACACCCCGGGGAGGCUGCAGGACUUCUAUGAUUCCACGGCAGAUCUUUCAUUUGCUAUGGACCCAAAUGAUCAGGAGCAACUGACAAACCUGACCAAGGAAAAUUCAGUCACCCCGAGAUAGUCCAACUUGUCUCCGAACUUGAGGCAGAAAGAAACGCUAACAUAGCUGCCGCCGCCAGUGGGCCCCGCUCCUGAUGUGUCCUGUCUGUUGCUGCCCUCCUGUGACAGACAUUGUAUUUUUCCCUUUCAUGGUGUUGUUUUGCUACUGUUGCUUUGUUGAUUCCCCAGAUGCAGGUCUGUUUAUUUUCCAUUGCCUGGACUCCACUAAGAAACAUGAUACAAUCUGGAUAAUAAAAGAAGGCUACAGAACAGGAUGUGGUCCUAAAAGUGCCAGGGAUGAAGCCUGUGGGUAGUGGGGGGAGUUUUUUUAUGAACCAACUAAAUAAAUUUUUAAAACCUUAAA